AUGCUGCGCCGCAACCAUACUACCCUUGCACACACGUCCCAGGAUAAACUCCACCCGUCUGUAACACCAGCUCUAGCUCGAGCCUUUGAUGGCUUUUUUGGCCCACCGGCUCGUGAACUGCGUACCCCGAGUCUUCCGGCACCUACCCCACCUGCACGGAAGAACCAUACCGCACUUGCACCAGCUCCUUGCCCUGGUGUAUCUCCCGAAAUGAAGAGGGCAUUUGAUGGAUUCUUUGGCCCCCCAGCACGCGAGGAGGUCUCCUGCGUACCGAAAAGACGUUCGGUCGACACGCUACCCCCGUAUGAGCCUCGUGAAGUCCAGUCCCCGCUACCGGUCUAUAGCGUGCUGGGAAAAUACUAA
This is a messenger RNA of Rhizoctonia solani, 363 nucleotides long. RefSeq lists its product as uncharacterized. The transcript has a single exon. NCBI's taxonomy places the organism in Eukaryota, Fungi, Basidiomycota, Agaricomycetes, Cantharellales, Ceratobasidiaceae. The record is from RefSeq and is a predicted model, not a curated record. Bases 1 to 363 code for a protein of 120 amino acids.